Drosophila gunungcola (fruit fly) is the source of this 434-nucleotide messenger RNA. RefSeq lists its product as uncharacterized. The coding region runs from base 38 to 430 and encodes 130 amino acids. The record is from RefSeq and is a predicted model, not a curated record. Lineage: Eukaryota; Metazoa; Arthropoda; Insecta; Diptera; Drosophilidae. The transcript has 3 exons.
ACUAACGGCAUAUUCAUCAGAUACACCCAGUGCCAAGAUGAACGGAUCGUAUAAAUGCACUGUGUUGUGCCUUUUUGUGAAUAUUUGUGUGCAGUUGGUUUCCAGCGAGAAAAGGCAAGCAAAAGACGAAUUCCUUUCGGUUCUGAAGGACUUCAAAGGUCUCGCUGAUACUACUUUGCAGGUCAGAGAAUCAAACAUCAGUUCAAAAGAAUUUGGCAUGAAAAGCUUCGAGAGGGCAAACCGCUACAAAAACAUUAUAUUUCUUCAGAGAAAGGUUUACCUAAAUUUGCAAUCCGAGCUGAUAAAACAAAUUCAAGAUUGCAGCAACUUCAGGCAAAGAGUUUACACGCUUAUUGCGAAGUACAAAAAAUUAAAGUCAGAAUUGAAAGACCUCAGGACGUCAGUCUGCUCACUAAACAAAUGUAAUUAAGAAA